GUACGGUGCUGUGUACUGCUUCAUGAGUUUGCACCUUCUUCAAAGAAUGCAGAAUGGACUAUUUCUGGGACGCUUGCUAUUCGUUGGGUCUCACGAACCGCCCAUCUCUGGCRUCGAUCCCGGUGUUCCCGGAAUAUUGCCAACGUGAUCUAUAUCAAUACUAUGAUGUAUCUCCCGAAAUCAUUGGACAGGGAUCCUUUGGCUACGUUCGCCGUGUGAAAUUGCUCCCCAAUGCCACCAUAAACAAAAUCGAUAACGACGGUGUUGAUUCUUCUUCAAAGGACGCCGCACUCCACAAUUGCUAUUACGCCUGCAAAACUAUUCCGAAAUCAAACCAUCACAACCGCUCACUUUUUCUUCAGGAAGUCUACAACCUAAAUCGAUGCCAAAAGGCAGCAUCAACGAGAUUGUACAACAAUGAAGACAACAGCAAUUUCGUCAUUCGCUUGGUGGACGUAAUCGAAGAUCGAUCAGCGAUUCAUAUCAUUACAGAACUCUGUCAAGGAGGGGAACUCUAUGAUUAUGUUGUAAAGGAGCACAGGCGGACCGGUCGUGGCUUGCGAGGGAAAGCCUUGUCGCCUUCUUCCAGCCAUGGUGACAACUGUGGCGACGACGACGACGACGACGAACUCCGAUGCGCAACCGUCAUCUUUCAAAUAUUGACCGCAUUCGAGACGAUCCACGAGCGUGCUUGUGUGUGUCAUCGGGAUAUGAAGGCCUCUAAUUUUGUCUUUGUGAGGAAACCCUCUUUUAUUCCAAACUCUUUGAAUCUUCGGGUCAUUGAUUUUGGACUGAGCAAAUUCGUCGGAAAAGAACCAGAAAAGGAGAAACGUGUCCAAAAAAAUGAUAAUGAACGCAAGCAAGAUGUCCCAAGCACCAUCCUCCCAGAACGAAAGUCUCCCAGUUUGAAUGCGAAUGGUGUCUCAGAAAWAACAGCUAGCUGUGAAAUCGAAGACGACAACCCCAACACUUACUCGAAACAAUUUCGUUACAUGACCAGUGGGGUUGGUUCACCAUAUUAUGUUGCCCCAGAAGUGUUGAUUCACCACCACCAACAACACGAGAGAGAAUCUUCCAUAGCGUCAACAAAACMAACCGAAGAAACUGGCAACAACGAAGAACAGGAUGAUCUUUUUGAUUCAAUAGGGGGAGGGUACACCACGAAAUGCGAUAUAUGGUCCAUCGGGGUACUGGCCUUUCUGACGUUGACCGGCACCCUUCCUGUWAUAGGAAAAGAUGAAGAAGAAACUGUUCAGAAACUUAUGGAUCCCGAGAUGGAAGUGGAUUUCUCCGACGACACGGUAUGGGAACAACACCAUUUAAAGAAUAAUGACAGCGAUAAGGCCCCAAAUGAAGACAACGAUAACAAACAUUAUAAUCACACAGGCAGMAAAGACAACAAGAGAGCGAAACCAAAAAUAUCUGCUUCGGCUCGAGAGUUUUGUGAAACUUUGUUGCAACGAGAUCCGAAGAAGCGACCGUCCGCGCGGGAGGCCUUGGAAUUCGACUGGAUCGUCAAGCACUGCGGAUAUUCGUCAUUGACACCAGCAUCGCCAACUGAUCUAGGCAAUUCGUUUGAAACUAGGUUGGAAAACCGCAGCUAUCUCGAUCGAUUGCCAUCCUUGAGUACACAAAUACCAUAAACGACGGCGUUUUGAAAUGCUAUCUAUCAUCAAAAUCAAAUGAUUUUCUCUCAUGAGAAAUKGAAGAUUCUGUUCAUUUUACUGAAGUACGUAAUGAACUUCUCAGAUCAUCUACCAUUUUUUCGUUGUGAUCAUCGAAGCAACAAAAAUAUUGUCAUUUUUUAUUGUAUUGUCGUGCUGCUUUUCGGUCUGUCCGGGUCAUUAACGUGACUUAAUUGAGUCGUGGGAUGAUUCUUCAUUAAUUCAGAUUUUCGUGACACUAAACCAAACCGUGUAAAAGAUACUGACAAGCAAAGGAUUUUUUCGACGUGCCGCAGCCGUUGCAAAAUAGAGCAUGACGAGUAGUAUGAAAUAUGAAAUACAGUACUGUUGUUCAACCCGUAUGGUAUGGUACCGUACCUGGUACUGGUAGGAAGAACAUUUUUGAGAGGGACGAGAGAACUACCGUACGGUACCGACGUGAAAGAAUUAGCAUCACUUCUUCUUGCGUCGUUUGUUCACUUUUGCACCCAACCAUCAAUCUCGCAACCCUAUUAAAAUCACCGAUUUGCAGGUUUGCCUAUGAGGCAAUCAACUGAAGUACAACGUCCACUUCCUUGAACACAGAGACUUAUCAGAAAUCGCGUUUCCCUGGAAAAAGAAACUAAAURGAAAACGAACACCCAGCAGUCUCCCCAUCUCCCGCACUCAACAACCAUUCAUCUUCCGAAUUGGAGACGAAAACUAUUGCGACUAUGGCAAACUCUCGAAAGAUUUUGAACAGUCUGGAUGAAAUCGACAAAUCAGUAUCGAGCUUUCUAUUCCGGCUUUCUUUGCCACCAGUUGUGGAAGCUAUUUACUCUGUCCCUGCCAACUUCUUUGGUUUGGUUCCAUCACUGGCCAUGCUUCCCUUGUGGCUUGCUGUAUUGGCAUUAGAGGAUGGCGUUGCCUCUCAGGAGCAAAGACCGUUCCUGCAGCAGCACCAAAAAGUCAAGAUACUCAAAAUGAUCACGAUGACGUUGACUUUCUUCUUUUUGAUGACUUGGGGGCUUUUCCUGAAAGGACACAAAGUAGUUUUGACUAAGGUUUUUGCCAAUAGUCACCUCUAUCUUGUCGCAAUCCUAUUCAAUGUGGCUUUGCUGUGGCAUACGGUUUUGCAACUUCCAGCAGAUGAUCCGUAUGCUACAUCGUCAGGGAAGGCCUUUUCAAUUUCAAUAUAUCUUCUCUUUUUAUGGCCACCGACGAUUUUGAUUAUCCUCAUUUUCAAACACAGCUUUCGGAGAGUGCGACCCGUCAUCGUGGAUAUGACGAGAAACURUGAUCGCAAUCUUUGGUUGACAAGAAAGGCAUUCCCAAGCAUGUCAUAUAUCCUAGCCAGAAACCAAGCAACAGAAUCAUUCCCAUCGGGUGACGCAACAUCGGCCGCAAUCUUCGCAAUUGCUCUGAGUAGUAUUACUCCACGUUAUAGCAUGACUGCCUGGAUUAUAUUACUCUUCACUUGUACAGGGCGUAUUUACAUACUGGCUCAUCAUUUUUUCGACGUUGUAGUGGGUAGUUUAAUUGCGUAUAUYAUUUAUCGCAUUUCAUCAUUCGYUGGUUUGGGUGUCUAUGAUAUGGAGUGGUGGUACCCACUUGCUAGUACAGUUUUACUGAUAGCAUAUGUGCAGACGCGAAUGAAAAAUAAGACAAAAC
Molecule: messenger RNA, 3314 nt
Organism: Pseudo-nitzschia multistriata
Lineage: Eukaryota; Bacillariophyta; Bacillariophyceae; Bacillariales; Bacillariaceae
Source: the annotation of a GenBank genome assembly